AGGCUCAUGUUAUCGUGGGCAUGACAUUGAAGGUCCCACCUUGUUUAACGUCUCAUCGAAUGCUAAAGUCAUUAUUAACCAAAGUUCUAAUCUCUUCUCUCUCAUAUAUAUACAUGUCCUUGUUUCGGCUUGAUGAAUAUUAAACUGAGGCGCAAAGAUGUCUAAAGCUUUUCUCAUUUCUAUGUUCACCUUUACGAUAUUACUUUUCGGCAAAGCAACAAUUAUUUUAGCACUGAGUGGAUAUCUCCCUGAUGAGGAACAGAAUGCUCUUCGUGAAAUUGCUGAUCAGUUGGGCAAAAAGGACUGGAACUUCAACCUGAAUCCUUGUGCUAAUAACUCAAACUGGAAUACACCGAAACGAGAAGAUAUUCCAUGGUACAACAAUUCCAUCAUCUGCAAUUGUACUUUCCCUGGUGGUGUAUGCCACGUAAAAUCAAUAUUUCUAAAAGGACAGGAUUUGGCAGGUGUCCUUCCGCCCUCACUGGCAAAGUUACCCUACCUCAAGACAAUAGAUCUUUGUCGCAACUACCUUAAUGGUACAAUACCCAAGGAAUGGGGAGCAACCAAAUUGGCGUACAUGUCUCUUUUCGUGAACCGCCUAUCUGGACCCAUACCGAAAUACCUGGGAAACAUUACUACCCUCGUAUAUGUGAACCUUGGGAGUAACAGGUUUAACGGGACCAUUCCAGCAGAAAUAGGGAAGCUGGUCAAUUUAAAUAAUCUCUAUCUAAAUGAGAUCAAUCUCACUGGUGAGUUGCCGACUGAAUUAAAUAAUCUAAAAAUGUUGACAGAACUGAGUCUAAGCAGUAACAACUUCACUGGAAAAUUACCUAAUUUCCGGAGCUGGACAAACCUUACGAGAUUAGAGCUAGAAGGCAGUGGUUUUGAAGGACCCAUACCUCCUAGUAUUUCCAUCUUAAAAAAUUUAAGGGACCUAAGGAUUAGUGACUUGAAUGGAGGUGCUUCAGAGUUCCCACUGCUAAAAGACAUGAGAUCCCUUAUGUAUUUGACGUUAAGGAGCUGUAACAUAACUGGAAGCAUUCCUAAUUACCUUGCAGACAUUGGAUCAUUGAAUACUAUGUAUCUGACUAGUAACUCUCUCAGUGGGCAAAUUCCAAAUUGGAUCCAGAGCAUAAGUGAAGAACACCACAUAGAUCUUUCCUACAAUAACUUCAAUGAGACUUCUGAGCAAUCAAUAUGCAGGGACAAUAUAAACUUGUUCAGAAGCUUUAAUGGAGAAAAUAGUUUAGAACAUGGAAAGUGCCUCACUCCUUGUUCAAAGGACUGGUAUUCCUUUUAUGUAAAUUGUGGUGGAAGGGAAGUUACGAUUGGCAACAUAAAAUUUGAAGCUAAUGAAGUAUCAGAAGGAGGUUCAGCAAAAUUUGUUCACUCAAAAGAGAACUGGGGAUCUAGUAGUACAGGACACUUCCAGGACUAUAACAAAACAAAGAAUCGCUAUGAAGCCUAUAAUGUAUCUGUGCUGAAAAUGAAGGACUCUGAACUCUAUGCAGAUGCGCGUCUAUCUCCUUUAUCUCUCACUUAUUACGGGCGUUGCUUAGCAAAUGGAAACUACACCGUGACACUUCACUUUGCAGAGAUAAUUUUCAGAGAUAAUAACUCUUUCCAGAGUCUUGGGAGACGGAUGUUUAACGUUUAUAUCCAGGUCAAGUUAUAAAUAAACAGUUCUUUUUA
Messenger RNA from Olea europaea var. sylvestris, 1692 nucleotides. Its product is annotated as probable leucine-rich repeat receptor-like serine/threonine-protein kinase At3g14840. Lineage: Eukaryota; Viridiplantae; Streptophyta; Magnoliopsida; Lamiales; Oleaceae. The transcript has 16 exons. The coding region runs from base 158 to 1675 and encodes 505 amino acids. Gene Ontology annotation, molecular function: protein binding. The record is from RefSeq and is a predicted model, not a curated record.